GGGAGGCGGGCCGGGUUGUUGCCGGGGCGCGGCGGCGGGAUGUUACUACGGGCGGCACGCGGAGCGCGGGGCCUGGCGGGGAGGGGCCGGGAGGAACAGCAGCGCAGAGCCCCCCAUCCCAGCGCCAUCUGCAGCCGUCGGAGGCGUUCGGACACCCCGAGAAGCGACUGCCAGACGGGAACCCCUCGGGGUGAGGGGGAAACCACGCGGGGGGCUGAGUCCCCCUAUCCACACCCCCCUGAGCUCCCGCCGCCCACCAACUGCUGCAUGAGCGGCUGCCACAACUGCGUCUGGAUCGAGUACGUGGAGCAGCUGCUGCAGCACUAUGGGGAUGGGGGGGAGCGGGCACUGGCGGCCGUGGAGCAGCACGUGCAGGAUGAGAGCAUCAAAGCCGUCCUGAAGCUGGAGAUCAGGCUGCGCAUGGGGACGGACUGAGCCCUGUCCACACCCCAAAAACUGGUGAGGAAGUUCCUGCUGAGCUCCAGGAAGUCUAUCUGGGAGAAAAGGAUUGGGACUCGGUGUAUCUGUGGGGUUUGGGAUGUUGGUUUGUGAGAUGGGGAUUUAGUUACAGUGUUUGUUUGCAUCAGACUGGAGGGAUUCACUGAGCACAUGCACCCCACGUGUAGCCCCAGCACUGACGAUGCAGGAGUGCUGUCAUCGCUCGUUGCUUCUAUCCCCAAGGCUGAAAAUCCCUGCUAAGGGCAGGUCCUUCCCGCUGCUCCUUCCUUGUCCUUGCAGCAUGACAGCAGCCUGGUGACGGAGAUGGGCUGUGGUGUCACACUGUCCUCCCCACACUAUGCUAAGCCUCUUAGGGGCUUCUCUGUGACCGUUGUCCGGAGGGGCCGGGGCUUUUCCCAGCCCCUUUCUGAUGCUGUAGGAUUUGCUGGGUUCAGGGGGGAGCGUGCAGCCGGAGCACGUGGGCACUGCAGUGUCCCAUCAAGGGCAGCUCCUCGCAGUGCUGCUUCUUCCUCGCUCAUCUCUGCCUUAAGACUCCUUAAACUUCACCUUGAGACGUCACCUUACCAAAUCCUGCCCGGCUGAGCACAGCCUUGGCCUGAUGACACGCAGUGUUUCUGCAGAACCUCACCCCGUCCUGCUGGGACAAGCUCAGCCAGUGCACUGGGUACCACCGAGAGUGGCUUCUGAGUGGCAUUUGCUAACAAAGCUCAGUCUGGAAGCAUUAAUUAACAACAGGCCCUUGCUGUAGAGGAGGCCGGUUCUGCUGCCUUCGAAUGAAACUCCUCUGGAUCCAUGUAAUCCUAUUUAGUGAAAUCUUAACUAAUUGCCAUUAGUGGAAGGGGCUGAAGUUCAAUUAAAGUGUGCUGAGAUUAUA
Gallus gallus (chicken) is the source of this 1333-nucleotide messenger RNA. RefSeq names its product oxidoreductase-like domain containing 1 (gene OXLD1). Gene Ontology annotation, cellular component: mitochondrion. NCBI's taxonomy places the organism in Eukaryota, Metazoa, Chordata, Aves, Galliformes, Phasianidae. Bases 40 to 435 code for a protein of 131 amino acids. The transcript has 2 exons. The record is from RefSeq and is marked validated.